Sorghum bicolor (sorghum) is the source of this 3491-nucleotide messenger RNA. RefSeq names its product rab GTPase-activating protein 1. Bases 405 to 3020 code for a protein of 871 amino acids. The record is from RefSeq and is a predicted model, not a curated record. The transcript is spliced from 18 exons. NCBI's taxonomy places the organism in Eukaryota, Viridiplantae, Streptophyta, Magnoliopsida, Poales, Poaceae.
CGCGCGCCACGUGCUCCGCGCUCUAGCCGUCUAGCAUCGACGCAAAAUGACUUUUUUUUUCCUUUCUUCUUUCGGUCCCCUCCUCGCCGUCCCCAAUCUGCGCUGCCGCUUCUUCUUCUUCUCCAAUUCUCAAUUCCUCUUCGUCGCCUCGCGCCUGGGCGGGCAUCCCUCGGGUGCCGCGCCAGCAGCAGGGGUGCGGUGCAGUUAACGCCAGCGCGCGUGGCUCCACGGCCCGGUCUUGCCGCGAUCCGUUGCAAUCCUGAUUCCCUUCCUCUCCAGAAUUCCUCCUCCCAUGUGCGUGGAUCUCGGGGCCCGCGCGGGCUAGGGUUUAUGGCUUUGGUCAAUCCAUGGCGUGCGGUGCCGAGGUCGCCCUGUCGCUUCUUCUUUAAUGCGCGCUGAUCCCCAUGGACGCCGAGUCCCCACGGGACGCUUAUGGAUUCGCGGUGCGGCCACAGCACGUGCAGCGUUUCCGCGAGUACGCCAAGAUUUACAAGGAAGAGGAGGAGGAGAGGGCGCACAGAUGGAGGGACUUCUUGGACAGGUUGGCUGAGUCAGCCAAUGUGCCCGCCACACCCAGCGUUUCACCAUAUGCAGCUACCAGGGAUGGUGCCACAGGAGCAGAUCAGGCGCAAGAGAAUAACAACAUCGGAACACAUUGUGAUGAUGAUGAAGAAGAGGAGGGAGCUGAGAAUGCAGAAGGUAACAAUAAAUUGGAAAACCCGAAGGAAGCUGAUACCAGUGUUGAAUCACGAGAAGCAAAUGGUAAGUCAGAAGAUCUGAAAGAUGUAACUGACAACUUGGAUGAAGUGAAAGAGGAGACUAGUAGUAGCUCUACAGAAGCAAUCAAAGCCUUAGAGGGCUUGAUGGAAGCCAAUGGUGACGUUGAAGAACUAAAAGAUUUUAAUGAAAGCUCAGAAGAAUUGGAAGAAGAGAAUAAUGAAAACUUGGACAAGCUGGUAGAGCUCUUCUUGGAUAAGGGGUUGUUGGAUGAACUGAAGCCCAUAAAAGUUGAGUCCCGGCGGCGGGUACGGGCAGCGCUUAGCAUCAUUGAUAAAAUGAUGAGCUCUCGGGUAGUGAAGGGUGGUAAUGGUGCAAAUGAUACUCAUGGAAAGGAUGGAGCACAGCUUGCUUCUAUUGAAGAGGAAGGAAGGACUGCAGAAGUGAGUCAUGACAGAGAUCCAGCUGAGGUUGAGGAGCCUUGUGUUGUGGAGAAGGUUGAACUUGGACAGGAGACACCUGAUGAUUCUACAGGUACUGCUUUGGAGGGAGGCAAUGAUGGGUCUUAUUUUCCUUGGAGGGAGGAGCUUGAGAGCUUGGUUCGUGGAGGCGUGCCAAUGGCUCUUAGAGGAGAGAUAUGGCAAGCAUUUGUGGGUGUCGGUGCUCGGAGGAUUACUGGGUACUACAACAAAUUGCUUGAUGACAGGACUGUGACAUUGGAUGAAAAGGACCUUGUGGACCCAGUGGUCAAUGAACAAAGAAGUGCACUGAGAAAAGUUACACAGCCUGAGAAGUGGAAAGGACAGAUAGAGAAGGAUUUGCCACGAACAUUUCCAGGACACCCUGCAUUAGAUGAGGAUGGGAGGAAUGCUUUGAGGCGGUUAUUAACCGCAUAUGCAAGGCAUAAUCCAUCAGUUGGGUACUGCCAGGCCAUGAACUUCUUUGCUGGGCUAUUUUUGCUAUUCAUGCCUGAAGAAAAUGCAUUUUGGGCUUUAGUAGGGGUUAUUGAUGAUUAUUUUGAUGGAUACUACACUGAAGAAAUGAUUGAAUCUCAGGUUGACCAACUCGUCCUUGAGGAGGUUGUACGAGAAAGGUUCCCUAAAUUAGCCAAACAUAUGGAUUUCUUGGGAGUUCAAGUGGGAUGGGUGACUGGACCAUGGUUCCUUUCAAUUUUCAUCAAUAUGCUUCCAUGGGAAAGUGUACUUCGUGUUUGGGAUGUCAUCCUUUUUGAAGGAAAUCGUACAAUGUUGUUCAGAACGACGCUUGCUUUGCUGGAUUUAUAUGGGCCUGCACUGGUGACCACAAAAGAUGCUGGAGAUGCAAUUACACUACUGCAGUCUCUGGCUGGAUCUACUUUUGACAGCAGCCAGCUUGUAUUGACAGCUUGUAUGGGCUUCCAAUCAGUUAGAGAAUUGGGAUUGAAAGAGUUAAGGAAAAAGCACAGGCCUGAAAUUUUAACUGCAAUGGAGGAAAGAUCGAAAGACCGGGGCUCCUGGAAAGAUAAGAAGGGGUUAGCAACCAAACUUUAUAGCUUUAAGCAUGAUCCUUCAUUCGUGUGCUCACCAGUUAAGUCCAAGGACGGGUUAGAUGGUUCAAAGGUGAAUGGAGAGAUUGGGCCAGCAAAUCUUGAGACCUAUCUUACUGCUAGUUCUAUACUGGAUAAUGAUUUGGAUCAGGGUGUUGAUCUUCAAGAUCAGGUGUCAUGGCUAAAGAUUGAACUAUGCAAGCUGCUCGAGGAGAAAAGAUCAGCUGAUCUCAGGGGUGAGGAAUUGGAAACUGCUUUGAUGGAAAUGGUUGAGCAUGACAACAGACGUAUGUUGAGUGCUAAGGUUGAGAAGCUGGAAGCAGAGGUAUAUGAACUGCGAAAAGCUUUUUCAGACAAGCAAGAGCAAGAGCAAGUAAUGCUUCAGAUCUUGUUACGAAUGGAGCAAGAACAGAAAGUGGCAGAAGAUGCCCGCAUAACCGCUGAGCGAGAUGCUGCUGAACAAAAACAUGCUGCUCACUUGCUCCAGGAGAAGUAUGAAGCAGCAAUGGCAGCACUUUCACAAAUGGAGAAAAGAGCUGUAAUGGCAGAAACAAUGCUGGAAGCUACAAAGCAUUACCAGGCUGGGCAAGUUAAAGCCAACCAAUCUUUCACUUCAAGUUCACCUCGUGCGGACCAUGUUCCUGGGAAGGUAGAUCAAGAACCAAACCAAGAUGCACCUAACAGGAGAAUCGGCAUCAGCCUGCUUUCUAGGGGACUUGGAUGGCUUGACAAGAACAAGCAGGGAAGGCAGAAUUCCACUGAAACAUCUGGAGGCUAAACUCAUCUACGUCCAGGAUGAAGUCAUAGCUCCGAACAAGACCUGGAUUGUUCAUUAAUGCUUGGAUUGCCUGAGCACCAUAAGAACGUGUUGAAAUCAGCAGCGAUGUUUUCUCGUGAAGAUUCAGCUGGCAUUUACCAUGAAGUUUUGGAGGAAGUGUAUCUUGUAUCAUAUUGAGUUCAGUUGUCAGAUGAAGUUUUGUUGGUAGGUCAGAAAGGUUGCCGCAAGUCAUCGGUGUAAAUUUUCUUUUAUUAAUUUCAUUAAGAUUGUCAAUAGUGUUCCAGGUAGGAGAAAGAGAAGAACACAACUUCCUAUACUACACAUGAAAAGAAGAAAAACUUGUGUUAGAUUAGUUACAGUAUCAUGGAGUUGUUCUGGAGAAGAGCAUGCUUUAUAUCUCAUCAGAAAUGUCAAAACCACUGAAGAGAUUAUCUCUGUACUUUUGUUCUUUUGAUACGUGUGGCUCUGACA